AGGGUUUAUAUAUGGCUGCUCAAACACCAGCUCCCAAGUUUCUCAUCUUCUAUUCAUAUUCAGAUUUGGUAAGUUUUCCUGGUAGCUAGUAAUGAAGAGAGAAAGAGAGAAUGGAGAGAUUCAGGGUUUUGACAUUGCUAAAUGUCUAAUGCUGAUAUCUCAAGGCCUGGAAACCAAGCCAAAAGACCAUUUGGUGAGCGAGGUUUUCAAGUGUAAAACUUGUCACCGUCGCUUCUCAUCGUUCCAAGCAUUGGGAGGUCACCGAGCAGGCCACAAAAGACCCAGACUGACGGCGGACAAAGCAAAUGAACAAACACAAUUCCUUAGUUCAUCAACCAAGCGUAAGGCUCACGAGUGCUCCAUUUGCGGCCAAGAGUUUUCUAUGGGACAAGCUUUGGGUGGGCAUAUGAGGAGGCAUAGAGCUGCCAUGAACGAAAGCUUCUCACCUUUCCCGGUUGUUCCAACGUUGCCGGUGUUGAAGAGAUCGAAUAGUAGUCGGAGGGUUGUGUGCUUGGACUUGAAUUUGACUCCAUUGCAGAAUGAUUUGCUCGUUUUAUUUGGGACCAAGGUUGAUUAUCUUCGCAUUUGAUAUAAUCCCAUUAUUUUCCCAUAUGACACUUGUAAUGUUCACUUCAUUAACAACAUUUUUUCAUUUGUUUUACGUACAACAUUUGAAAUCUUUUUUUUUCUCUUUAUUUAUUAUUUGUAUUACUUAAAUUUGUUUCUUUGUAAUCUAUUUAAACAAUGAUUUACCAUCGACAUUUCAAUGUGAAAUAAAGACGUAAAUGAA
Messenger RNA from Durio zibethinus, 790 nucleotides. Its product is annotated as zinc finger protein ZAT11-like. The record is from RefSeq and is a predicted model, not a curated record. Gene Ontology annotation, biological process: response to stress; response to chitin. Lineage: Eukaryota; Viridiplantae; Streptophyta; Magnoliopsida; Malvales; Malvaceae.